CCUGCAGGCCGGCCGCAGCCGGGCUCGGAUCCCGAGCGCCUGCCCGCCCGCUCGCCCGCCCGCCCGCGUCCGCCGAGCCAGGUGAGCGCGCCUGGCUCUGUUCCGCACGCGCCCCGCGCCUUGCGCGCUAGCCCAUCUCUACCCUGGCGGCCGAGUGGGGCACUCAGGAGGCUGGAGCGACCCCGAUCCUUGCUGCUGCUCCCCAGCACCCCUUUCGGCUGCCUGGAGUCCCCCCACCUUGUGCUGGUCGGUUGGUUGUCGGCUGCGUUUGACAAGGGAGUCGCAAAGAAGCCGAGCUGGGUUUCCCUGGGGACCAGUGGCUUGGCCUAGCCCCACACCCACAGCCCCCUCCUGGCCACAACUCAGCUAGAAGGAGGGCCGGACCCUCCUGGACCCUGGCCCUCUCUGCCCUGCAGUCCAAGGCCCAGUAGUCUCCACUGCUGAGCUGGGAGCAAGGAGCAGUGACUCCCUUGGAAGGAGGCUCUAAAGCUGUCCAGUUGGCAUGGCAGCUCCAGCGUCUCUGAGGACCACAGGGGGUCCAGUCCUGCAGGGGACAUCGUAGACCUUGGCCAGCCGGCCAGCCGGACAGCCUGCCAUCUGCGCUCCCGCCAGCCAGGCCAGAUCUCAGGCCAUUCACCAUGGGCGGCUGCUUCUCCAAGCCCAAGCCAGUGGAACUCAAGAUUGAAGUGGUGCUGCCAGAGAAAGAGCGGGGCAAGGAGGAGCUGUCUGCCAGCGGAAAGGGCAGUCCCCGGGCUUACCAGGGCAAUGGCACAGCACGCCACUUCCAUGCCGAAGAGCGCCUGCCCACCACGCAGCCCUACCCCAGCCCCCAGGACUGUGUGGAGGCUACUGUCUGUCAUGUCAAGGACCUCGAGAAUGGCCAGAUGCGGGAAGUGGAGCUGGGCUGGGGGAAGGUGUUGCUGGUGAAGGACAAUGGGGAAUUCCACGCCCUGGGCCAUAAGUGUCCCCACUAUGGAGCACCUCUGGUUAAAGGUGUUCUGUCCCGGGGACGUGUGCGCUGCCCCUGGCAUGGUGCCUGCUUCAACAUCAGUACUGGGGACCUAGAGGACUUCCCAGGCCUGGACAGUCUGCAUAAGUUCCAGGUGAAGAUCGAGAAGGAGAAGGUGACUGUUCGGGCAAGCAAGCAGGCCCUGCAGCUGCAGCGAAGGACAAAGGUGAUGGCCAAGUGUAUCUCUCCAAGUGCUGGCCACAGCAGUAGCACCAAUGUGCUCAUAGUGGGUGCAGGUGCUGCUGGCCUGGUGUGUGCAGAGACACUGAGGCAAGAGGGCUUCUCAGACCGGAUCGUCCUUUGCACACUGGAUCGACAUCUGCCCUAUGACCGGGCCAAGCUCAGCAAGUCCCUGGACGCGCAGCCUGAACAGCUGGCCCUGAGGCCUAAGGAGUUCUUCCGGGCCUAUGGUAUCGAGAUGCUCACUGAAGCCCAGGUGGUCACAGUGGAUGUGAGAAAUAAGAAGGCUGUGUUCAAGGAUGGCUUCAAGCUGGAGUAUAGCAAGCUGCUGCUGGCACCAGGAAGCAGCCCUAAGACCCUGAACUGCAAAGGCAAAGACGUGGAGAAUGUGUUCACUAUCCGCACCCCCGAGGAUGCCAAUCGCGUGGUGCGGCUCGCCCGUGGCCGCAACGCUGUUGUGGUGGGAGCGGGCUUCCUGGGGAUGGAGGUGGCUGCCUAUCUGACUGAGAAGGCCCACUCCGUGUCUGUGGUGGAGCUGGAGGAGACACCCUUCCGGAGGUUCCUAGGGGAACGUGUUGGUCGUGCCCUUAUGAAGAUGUUUGAAAACAACCGGGUGAAGUUCUAUAUGCAGACAGAGGUGCUGGAGCUGCGGGCUCAGGAGGGCAAGCUGCAGGAGGUGGUGCUGAAGAGUAGCAAGGUUCUGCGGGCAGAUGUCUGUGUGGUCGGCAUUGGUGCGGUGCCUGCCACGGGCUUCCUGAGGCAGAGUGGCAUUGGUCUGGAUUCCCGAGGUUUCAUCCCAGUCAACAAGAUGAUGCAGACCAACGUCCCAGGCGUGUUUGCUGCUGGCGAUGCCGUGACCUUUCCUCUUGCCUGGAGGAACAAUCGGAAAGUGAACAUCCCACACUGGCAGAUGGCUCAUGCCCAGGGGCGGGUAGCAGCUCAGAACAUGCUGGCACAGGAGGCGGAGAUCAACACGGUGCCCUAUCUGUGGACUGCCAUGUUUGGCAAGAGCCUCCGCUAUGCGGGCUACGGAGAAGGCUUCGAUGAUGUCAUCAUUCAGGGGGAUCUGGAAGAGCUGAAGUUUGUGGCUUUUUACACCAAAGGUGACGAAGUGAUUGCUGUGGCCAGCAUGAACUACGAUCCCAUUGUAUCCAAGGUGGCUGAGGUGCUGGCCUCAGGUCGAGCCAUCCGGAAGCGGGAAGUGGAAACCGGCGACAUGUCUUGGCUCACAGGGAAAGGAUCCUGAGCUCUCCUGCGAUGGACUUGGGCAGGCCUCCAGGGCACCAAGGUCAGAGAUCGCAUCCUGGGAGCAAGUGCCAAUCUCCAAUUUCCCAGGAUCCCCCAGGGUGGAAUCUGAGUCCUCCCAUGGCCUGCCUUCAACUGUCUGCCUCCCCUCCAGAGAGGCUCCUGCUGCCUCUAGAAGAUGGUCCAUCCAAGGCCUCAGCUGUCAUCGACAGCUGGUUUUAGAGGCACAACAGGCUCUGCCUGUUUCCUCUCUCAGGACUGUCUUCCCAGCAAGACCCUGCAACAUGACCUUGAAAUUAAAACACGUGUACCUGCA
Alexandromys fortis (reed vole) is the source of this 2750-nucleotide messenger RNA. RefSeq names its product AIF family member 3 (gene Aifm3). The coding region runs from base 639 to 2435 and encodes 598 amino acids. Gene Ontology annotation, cellular component: mitochondrion; cytoplasm. The transcript is spliced from 21 exons. NCBI's taxonomy places the organism in Eukaryota, Metazoa, Chordata, Mammalia, Rodentia, Cricetidae. Gene Ontology annotation, biological process: execution phase of apoptosis. The record is from RefSeq and is a predicted model, not a curated record. Gene Ontology annotation, molecular function: flavin adenine dinucleotide binding; oxidoreductase activity, acting on NAD(P)H; 2 iron, 2 sulfur cluster binding.